Neomonachus schauinslandi (Hawaiian monk seal) is the source of this 2962-nucleotide messenger RNA. RefSeq names its product IKAROS family zinc finger 5 (gene IKZF5). The transcript has 4 exons. NCBI's taxonomy places the organism in Eukaryota, Metazoa, Chordata, Mammalia, Carnivora, Phocidae. Gene Ontology annotation, molecular function: DNA-binding transcription factor activity; RNA polymerase II cis-regulatory region sequence-specific DNA binding. Bases 84 to 1343 code for a protein of 419 amino acids. Gene Ontology annotation, biological process: regulation of transcription by RNA polymerase II. The record is from RefSeq and is a predicted model, not a curated record.
AAAAAAGAGGAACUGAUUUGGGGUGAAAAGGCAUAACAAACUGUAAACUUCAAAAGAAAAAAGAAAAAAAGGAUAAAGCAAAGAUGGGUGAAAAGAAACCAGAGCCUUUGGACUUCGUGAAAGAUUUCCAGGAAUAUCUGACUCAGCAGACUCAUCAUGUGAACAUGAUUUCUGGAUCAGUUAGUGGGGACAAAGAAGCAGAGGCUCUUCAGGGAGCUGGAACAGAUGGCGAUCAGAAUGGACUUGAUCACCCAUCUGUUGAAGUUUCCCUGGAUGAAAACUCAGGAAUGUUAGUAGACGGGUUUGAAAGGACCUUUGAUGGGAAGCUCAAGUGUCGGUACUGCAACUAUGCCAGCAAAGGAACAGCCCGGCUUAUCGAACAUAUUCGAAUCCACACAGGUGAGAAACCUCAUAGAUGUCACUUAUGCCCAUUUGCAUCUGCUUAUGAGCGUCAUCUGGAAGCCCACAUGCGUUCCCAUACCGGAGAAAAACCAUACAAAUGUGAAUUAUGUUCCUUCCGCUGCAGUGAUCGAAGUAACCUGUCCCAUCAUCGAAGGCGCAAGCAUAAAAUGGUACCAAUUAAAGGUACUAGGUCUUCCUUAAGCAGCAAGAAAAUGUGGGGAGUUUUACAGAAGAAAACAAGCAAUCUGGGCUAUAGCAGAAGAGCAUUAAUCAAUUUAAGUCCACCUUCCAUGGUGGUUCAGAAGCCAGACUACCUUAACGAUUUUACCCAUGAAAUCCCAAAUAUCCAGACUGACUCCUAUGAAAGUAUGGCAAAAACCACAUCAACUGGUGGCCUACCAAGGGACCCCCAAGAACUCAUGGUUGACAACCCUUUAAAUCAGCUCUCAACCCUGGCAGGACAGUUGUCUAGUUUGCCACCGGAAAACCAAAACCCUGCCUCUCCUGAUGUAGUUCCCUGCCCUGACGAGAAGCCUUUCAUGAUGCAGCAGCCCUCUGCCCAAGCAGUGGUUGCUGCCGUGUCCGCAAGUAUUCCUCAGAGCUCCUCUCCCACGAGCCCGGAACCUCGGCCGUCACAUAGUCAGAGGAACUACAGUCCGGUGGCAGGUCCGAGCAGUGAACCAAGUGCCCACACGAGUACUCCCAGCAUAGGAAACAGCCAGCCGAGCACUCCAGCUCCGACCCUCCCGGUCCAGGACCCGCAGCUUCUGCACCACUGCCAGCACUGUGAUAUGUACUUUGCCGACAAUAUCCUUUACACUAUUCAUAUGGGAUGUCAUGGGUAUGAAAAUCCUUUUCAGUGUAACAUAUGUGGUUGCAAAUGUAAAAACAAGUAUGAUUUUGCCUGUCAUUUUGCAAGGGGACAGCAUAACCAACACUGAUUGAAAAUAAUCACAUUAUGCUUUACUUGGUUUUACCUUUUGGUGUUUUAUAGUUUUGUUUAUUGUUUUUUUUUUUUUUUCCAGGGGGGUGUCAUUCCUAAUAAGGUGUCUGCUAAUUUAAAGUCUAUAUAUUUAUAGAAUAUAAGUUUGACAGUGGAAAUAAAAAAAAUUUUUUUUUUCUAUAGAGAUCUGGUCAGGCUCAUUUAUGUAUUAGAGCAGUGAGACACGUUGGUGUCUGUUUUUUCCUUUCACUUAGACAGUUGAGAAUUGGAGUGCAAUCAUAAUCCUAACAGGUAUUCAUUUAAAUUUCCCAUACUUACGGUCCAUAAACACUUCAAAGCUUACUGAUACUCUUGUAUUUCAACAUAUACAUUCAGCUAGAUACUACUUCUGCCAUAUUUCAACAUGGUAGAAUUAUUGUCUCUUACAAAGUCUAUGACAGUUUAUUUCAGUGUUUAGUAGAGGAAUUGCCUUUAACCUCGUUCUUUGUCAACGUGCUGUUUCAUUCACAUUGCUGAAUGUUCACAGUACUUUCAUUUCACCUGAUAAUCACAGAGCUAUUUAGUGUAGCAGAUCCUUCUUUUUUUUUUUUUUCCUUAAGGGGAAAUGUAAAACAGGUCAUUCUUUUUAAAUUCAAGUUAUAAAAAUAAGAGGCAAAAGUUCUGAAAAGAAAUGAAACCUAAAUUGAAAAAUGGGUUUAAUACUUAAAAUACCUGUUUGUUCAAUUUCUAGUUUAAAUGUGUGUCAGUUUUCCAUUGGAUUCUGUUUAUUCUGGUUUAUUGUAAAAACCACAUGAAAUGCUAGAAAUAUCAGAGGAUUAUCUCUAAAGAUGCCUUUUUUUUCUUUUAAUUUGAACCUUUCAUUUAAAUUCUUCACUCUGACGUUAUUAGUGUCAGGUGCAGUUGAUAAGUAUGCUGAGAAUCUGUUAUUCCUCCUAUUCCUUUGAUGACCAAAGAGGUACAGUGGUGGUAGUCAUCCAUCUUAUUCCUUGGAAAUGCAGUCCUUCAAAAGAAAAAAAAAAUCUCUGAAGUUUCCAUUUCCUGCCUUCUAUCCAUUUACUGCCUGUAAUUUCCAAGAAGAGGUGGGUAUAGAAACGCAUGGGAAAAUAGGAUGGUGAAGUAAUACGUAAAAAAAUGAGAACGUAUGUCCAAAACAAAUUCUGGUUUUCCCUUCAGAAUUGGCCAUUUAAAAUAUUUUCUGUGAAUUCAGCUUGUAAUGCUUAUUUGCAGUUCUGCCAGUUUUUCAUGGAUAGUGACAAAACUAGAGACUGACUGAAUCGUCGCCUUAGUAGGAAAGGGUACAAAAGUGGGAAAAUAGAUAUAAAAUGCAUUUAAAUGUGAUAUUUUAUUUGUUUACAAAAAUAUGACUUGCUAAAUCUAAAAUAAUUUUGAAUAGGAGGCUUGUUUUUAUAUUGUGUAAUAACUAGCUCACUCUAAGAGAGCUUGGUCAAACAAUAAAAUAUAUUGUUACUAACUGUUGGUUUCUGUGUACUUUGGAAAAGUUUCAUUUUUAAUUUGGUUCAAAUCUUGAAAGUGUUGCUAAUUGGCUUCUUAAAGAGAAUACCCUAAACUAUGAAGCAUUUAUGAAGCAAAAAGGACUUACACUCUUCUAUAGCAAAU